AUGGCUCCCGCACCACCUGCCCCUCUGCCCGUCGCAGACAACUACGCCUCUCUCACAAACCGCAUCUCACUCUCUAUCGCCUCAAGAUCAUCGGUUCUAAAAAACAUGAACAGCAGUAUUACCGCUACACCCGUGCGACGCCGCGUCAUUCCAGACGACAACGACGACGAUCUCGCGCGAGGCACAAUACCCAACACCGGAGUCGGCUACGUCCCCGAGAGGAAAGACAUACAGAAAUAUGCAAACUCAAAGGAGGAGAGGUUUCUGAGGGGUAGAAUGGGCAAGGGCACUACGGGCAAGGCCAAGAAAAAGGUGGAGGAGAGCGAGAGCGAAGAGGAGAUGGGGAGGAGUGCGCUGGGAAAGAGAAAGAGGCCGCGAAAAGAGACUGCUGAACCUGAGCCUGUGCCUGAGCCUGAAGCUAUGCCCGAGAACCAGGUAUUACCUACAGCGACGGCUGAGAGCGAAGAGAAGAACGGGGAUGCAGCCGAGGUUGAAGCAGAUGUUGAAAUGAAGGACGAUGUCGCCAAGGAAGAGAGUGCGAUUCCUGAGAAGACGGCAGACAAGAAGCGUAGGAGGAAGAACAAGAAGAAGAAGCCAAAGACUGAAAAUGCAGAGACAGGGGCAGAGGCAUAA
Molecule: messenger RNA, 633 nt
Organism: Fusarium pseudograminearum CS3096
Lineage: Eukaryota; Fungi; Ascomycota; Sordariomycetes; Hypocreales; Nectriaceae
Exons: 1
Coding region: 1-633 (210 amino acids)
Source: RefSeq, a predicted model, not a curated record